AUACUACUGGUAAAUACGCGACUAGGGACUCUUGCUAGUGUUGUAGAUAGUCAAUGAUAUCGGGGUAUGCGCAGUGAAGUUUGAUUUUCAUUCAUAGGAAGAUUUUUCCGCAACAUUAAACAGUGUAGUGUAGGGUUUAUGAAUGAGCUAAUAUUAAUACGUACAUCUACUAUAUAAACGUAGAGUUUAAAAGUUGUAUACAGACACUGGGAAUAUUGACUAAUGUGCAAAUAGACAAACUGCAGGCCGUGGUUUAAAUACAGCUGAUAUUUUAUGUGAUAUGAAAUAUUCGGUGAAAGUUUUAACGGGAAUAUUGACUUUAAUAUCAGCAGUAAAUUGAAACAAAAAUGUGCUUUUAGGAAAAAUUAUAUUAUGUAAAAUAGUUUUGUGGAUUUAUUUUAUUGUGAUUUUAUUAACACACGUUUGUUUGUAGUUAUUGGAAUAAUAAUAUUUAAAAAUGAAGAGGUUAUCAUUUUUAAGGAUUUUUAUCAUUAUUUGUUGUUCAUCGUUUAUAGAAACUGCAAGGGAUAUAAACAGAGACGAAUUCCUGCAAACGCUACAAGAAUAUGAUAUAGUGGUGCCAGCUCGUGUAACAGAAAUAGGACAUCAUUUAACAUAUGAAAUAAACCCAAGACAUUCACUGCGCAGGCGCAGUGUUGAUUCCAAUGUGCAAUCGGAUGACAAUAUCCAUUAUAAUAUAAAAAUUAACAAUGAAAACCAUAUUCUUAGAUUAAGACAUAAUAAGAAUUUAAUAGCCCCUAGUUUGGUAAUAGAAAGAAUGAGAAAUCGUUUUAAAAAUGUGACAGAUUCUACCUUUAAAUUCUUGGAAGAUAGCAAGAAGAAUUGUCAUUUUCAUGGAGAUAUUUCAAAUCAACCAGGAACAAAAGCAGCUGUAGGACUUUGCAAUGGAAUGCAAGGAUUCAUACAUACGAAACAUGGCGAAUAUUUCAUAGAACCUUUAGACAGAAGUCCUUCUACACCAGAAGGUCAUCAUCGUCACGUGAUCUACAAAAGGACUGCAUUACCCGCUCAUCUGGACCCUGUACAGUUAGCGGCAAACAUACAUCGGCGUGAAAGUUCCGAGGAUGAUUCAUGUGGAGUUAAAGAGUUUGCCAAUGCAAAUAAACAAAGGGAGAGAUGGGAACAACAUCACAGGAGGAAAAAGUCGACAAAGCAUCAUCGAAGCAAGAGGUCAUUUUCCACAGAAAGAUAUGUGGAAACGCUUGUUGUCGUGGACCAUAGCAUGAUCAAAUACCAUAACAACGAGGACCUCGACAACUAUGUUCUGACAGUCAUGAAUAUGGUUGCUACAAUGUUCCAUGAUGCAACAGUUGGGAACUCUAUCAGUAUAGUUCUUGUCAGAAUUCUGCUGAUGGAAGAAGAUCAGAAAGACCUGAAUAUAACGCAUCAUGCCGACAAAACCUUACAAAGUUUUUGCAAGUUCCAGAAGAAAAUAAACUUUAAAGAUGAUGAUCAUCCAAAUCAUCAUGAUGUCGCAAUUCUUCUUACAAGGAAAAAUAUUUGUUCCCGUCUGAAUGAACCCUGUGGAACCCUUGGAUUGGCGCAGGUAUCUGGAAUGUGCCAGCCACAUAGAAGUUGCAGUAUAAGUGAGGACACCGGACUGGCUUUGGCAUAUACAGUCACACAUGAACUUGGCCAUAAUUUUGGCAUGCUCCAUGAUGGGGCGAGCAAUGGUUGCGAGGACCCACCUGGCAAACAACUGUUUAUUAUGAGUCCAAGUCUUGUUGCUGACAGCAUCACAAAGUCAUGGUCAAACUGCAGUAAAAAGUCAAUUACGCAGUUUAUAGAUCGUGACUGGGGUUAUUGCCUUGAUGAUGAGCCUACCUCACACAGUUAUGAGUAUCCCGUGAUGCCUCCAGGUACCAUGUAUGAUGCUAACCACCAAUGUCGUCUGCAAUACGGUUCAGAUGAUGCUGAGAUAUGCACAAAUGAACAGGAUGUAUGUUCAAAUCUCUGGUGUAAAACAGACAACCGAUGCUCCACACAUCUUGAAGCUGCAGCAGAGGGAACCAUCUGUGGAAAAGAUAAAGACAAGUGGUGCUUUGAGGGUAAAUGUGUUAAGAUUGGUUAUAGACCGGAAGCUAUUAAUGGCGAGUGGGGUGAGUGGACAUCAUGGACGGGCUGCACGAGAACUUGUGGGGGAGGCGUAUCUCAUUCCCAGAGACAUUGUGAAAAUCCAGCACCGUCACAUGGUGGAAAAUAUUGUCUUGGUGAACGAAAGCGGUUUAGGAUUUGCAAUACAGAACAAUGUAAGGAUAACGAAAUUACUUUCAACGAAGCACAGUGUUCAGAGUUCAACUUAAUUCCGUACAAAGACAGUUUCUACGAAUGGGAACAUGUUCCAACUUCAGAAACACCGUGUCAGUUACACUGUAAGCCAAAGCAACGUUUCUUCUCCGUGUUGAUGAAAGAUAUAGUAACUGAUGGUACUCCGUGCACAGCAGGCACGAGAAACAUGUGCAUCAGUGGAAGGUGUAGGCAUAUUGGAUGUGACUAUGUGAUAGAUUCUAAGGCACGUGAAGACAGGUGUGGUGUUUGUCACGGUGAUGGGUCCACGUGCACGACAAUCAAAUCACAAUUUAAUGAAUCACAAGGGCUCGGUUAUGUGGAAGCGGCUGUUAUACCGGAAGGUGCACGUAAUAUUCGGGUUGAAGAAGUUGCCGCUGCUAGCAAUUUCCUGGCUUUACAAAACGCUGAAGGUGAAUAUUACCUGAACGGACAUUGGUUUAUACAAUGGAGUGGUGAUUAUAAAGCUGCUGGUACCACUGUUCAAUAUAAGCGUGAAGGUAACAAGGAGUCAGUCGUAGCUACAGGACCUUUGAAGGAACCGUUGCACGUGAUGCUGCUGUUACAGUCAGAUAAUCCCGGUGUUGUGUUCGAGUAUACUGUUCCAAAGGACAAUGUCACUGAGCCAAGAAAGCCGGAGUUUCACUGGCACCACCAACCGUGGACACACUGCACCUCGUCUUGUGGAGGAGGAAGUCAGAGAUCAGAAGUAUUUUGUGUAGAAUUGGAGGCAGGUGUUGUAGACGAUAAAUAUUGUAAUGUUUCAACCAAACCAGACGAUAUACAGAGAGUGUGUAACGAACAUUUAUGUCCAGCCAGAUGGUGGUCAGGUCCCUGGCAACACUGCUCUGUAACUUGUGGUAACAAUGGUGUACAUCACCGUACGGUAAUUUGUGUACGAAGUCUGGGACCGGAUGAACAAAUAGCACUUGAUGAUGAUGCUUGUGCAGCAGACGACAAGCCCGCCGAAACGGAGGCGUGUCACAGGAAAGAUCCCUGUCCCGGAAAUAGUACUUGGACUGUAGGCGAGUGGUCAAGCUGCAACGGAAAUCCAUGCGGCCAGAAAUACAGGAAGGUACAGUGUAAGGAUAUAAACAUUGGCUGUGAGAAGAAUGCAAUACCGUUAUCUGAGAUGCCAUGUAGUGAACAGCCUUGUGGAGAAUAUGUUGCCUCUGAAUGGACAACUUGUACAAGAAGUUGCGGUGAUGGUAUACAGACAAGACAGGUUAUAUGUCAAGGUGCUGAAUUUUGUGAUAAUUCCAAAAAACCUACAUCUCAACAACUUUGCAACGUCAUUCCAUGUUCAGAUCCUUCAACAACAACGACGUCACCUACAAGUACAUUAAAUGAAAACCACGAAAAGAUAGUUACAGCAAACGAGAAUGCAGAGAUAGUUACAGAUAGUUCUUUAAAAUCAACAGAAAGUAUACCAAAUCAAAAGGAACAUGGAGAAGAAAUUAUAGAAAAUAAGGUUGUGCCUACCAGUACAGACAAGAUAAUCCCAAUGCAUGAUUUAACAUCUCAAAAUUUAGAGUCAGAAGAACACCAUGAUUUUAUUGAAACUGAAAUGGAAACAUCUCAAAACAAUGAUUUCAUAAAAUCAGAUUUGGAAAGCCAAGAAUCUAGUAAAGACAAUAUUGACAAAGAUGAUACUCAACAUUCACACCAACAUAGGCAUCAUCAUGGAAAUACUGAGGAAGAAACCGACAUGUUCCCACAAAGUAAUGAUAUACCAAAUCCAAAUCAAGAAACCCUUGUUAAUUCUGUAGACAAUCUAAAAAACAAAACAAGUGACAAGAACCUUGAAACCGAAACAGAAAUUGAUACAAAAGAUACGGAAGAAAAUGAAUACUCAAGUUCAACAGUGGAUGACUUUAACCCUGCAAAGGAUAUUUCAAAACUAUCAAAACUGUCAAAUAAAAAAUACGAGUUACCGCCUUUGACCAAUUUGGAUAACUUACCACUGCUACCAAAUAAUAAAGAACUACCAUCUCUUCCCAAUAUGAAAGAUCUUCCUCCUUUACCAAAUUUAGAUGAAUUACCACCAAUAAAUUCUGCAGAAUUCGAUAAAUUACCAAAAUUAAGUAAUUUACCAAGCUUUGAUAGUUUGCCACCACUUCCAGGAAAAGGACCGCUGCCAAUUACGAUGGAUAAAUCAACUUUAAAUACAGAUAUUAAUUUUGAUUUACAUGAAACAACUGAUUUAGAUAAAGGUAAUAUUAUUCCCGAAGAUAUUAGUUUAAAAGGAUCACAAACUAUUGAAAAUUUAGCGACAGAGGAAGAUAUUUCAGAGCUUCCAGGUGAAGACAAUAUUCAGAAGACCAAUACUGUAUACAAUAUUGGUAGUGAAAAUCUAGCAAAAAUAAACAUGCCUAGUAUUCCAGACGUUCAUAUCAAUUUCACAGACACUAAGAACGAGAAUCAGAACAUCACAUUAAGUGAAGGUGAUUCAUUAAGACUAUCAAAGAUGACUGACAACGGUCCAUUCUUACCGAGAGUUAUAAAUACAAAUCAAGCAACUCAAUACAAAUGGAACCCACUUGAUUGGACCGAGUGUUCACGACAAUGUGGUGGAGGUAUUAGAACACGGGUAGUUGAAUGUAUUAAUUCUGAAUCCAAUGAAGAUGUUGACCAAACUUUAUGUGAUAUUAACACCAAACCAAAUGCAAUCGGAGAUUGUAAUAAAGACACCUGCCAUGAAUGGGAAUCUUCAGAAUGGUCACAGUGUUCAGCGACUUGUGGCAAAAGCAUCAGAACGCGUGUAGUGUCAUGUCCACAAACUGGAUCAUGUGAUCCCAAACAUAAACCGGAUGAGGAGGAGAUGUGUGAUGUACCAAAAUGUGUUAUCUGGGUGUCUGGGCAGUGGAGCAAGUGUACCAAGCAAUGUGAUACCGGUGAGCAAUUUCGUCUCGUGCAGUGCGUGAACGUGACAAACCAACUUCCAAGUCAUGGCUGUAGUUACCCGGAGAAACCAGAAGAAAAACAAGAUUGUAAUACAGAUCCUUGUAAAAAUGAUAACGCCGCCCUUUCACUGAGAUGUGAAUAUAAUGACUUUUCAUAUAGCUUAUGUCGUGCAUUGCGUAGAAUGGGACAGUGUCAUAAACGAUUUAUAGCGUUAAAAUGUUGCAAAACAUGCGGGAUGGACUCACAUAAACGUGCAAAUAAAGACAGACCAAGAGGCCACUCAUUGAGAUAAUAUACAAACCAGAAAUCGUUUACCAGUAUUAACUUGUAUGAUAUUCUAGAUUUGAAGACAAUAUCCUAUAAAUUGAAACAGCGGAAGUUGUUAUACUCGAGUUUGUAGUGUAAAGAUAUUCUUUCACACUUUUUGUAUUAGGAUAUGUUUCGUUAUAAAAUGAUUAAUUUUGGAUAGUGUAUACUAUCCACUGUUCAGAGGGAUACCAAUUUAAGUAACCCGAACUUCAUGUAAUAUUGAGAUGAGUGUGUUCAAAUACUUUUGAACUAACGGAGAACGGUAUUCAAUUUGUAAUUUGUAUAUCAAUGUUUGACAAGUGUACAGUAUAGUUGUUGAAGUUUUCAUUUCAUUCGUAGAACAAUUAUAAUGUUCUGACAAGAAUGUAAGUGAAUAGCUUAGGUACAGUUUAUAUUUUGACACGUUGUAUUGCAAUUAUGAAUGUGUCAGGAUUGAUUAUGAGUUUGAACAGUUAUACUUGUACAGUAUUGAUAUUUCUUUACCAUAGAGUGAAGAACAAAUAUUUUGUUUCUCUGCUCCUUAAGUGUUCGGACAAAGUCUCAGCUGACCACGGUUUAUAAGAGAGGGAGAGGUGGAUAUUGACGAUGCCGUCUGGUUUUUUAACAGGGCUGAAUAAAUCCAUGAUUUUUUUAAAAUGCGGGAACAAUAUACACCAGAACGGUUGUAAUAUAAGGUUAUUUUAUUAGAGGAUCCGACAUUGGCAAUAGAGCUUGUAUGUUCAAAAUUUAAAUAAAUUUAUAAUGGAAUAUUAAAAUUCUGAAGAGCAAGGUUUAGAUAAAGAAUCAUUUGCUUUAAUACGAUGAAUUAAUACGAUAAUUGAUCGUUGAAAUAAUUUUUGAUUUUUGAUAUAAAUGGAAUCAUUUCUUUUCACCCAAAGUGUCUCAAUUACUGUGCAAGACAUUUGCAAUAUUUAUUCUUUUUUAUAUUCUUAUGUUUAAACGUGAAUUCAACUAUUUGUUUUAGUGCUGCUUCAAAACAAUGACAAUAACAAACAAUAACCUGUUUGAAAGCUUGAGAAACAGGUGCAUGUAUAAUUAAACGCAUCUUAUAUAACGUCAUCUGAUAAUUGUUUUUCCCUUGAAUUAAUGAAAAACAUUUUUCUUUUUUGUCUUUUUUAGAGUAUUAACAUGAAGAAAGUCAACAAAACUAUAAUAAGCAAGUAAUCGUAAUUUGAUUUUUUCCCCGACGAUUAAGAUGAUUCAUGAAACAGCCAGGGUUGGGGGCGGCGGGGCCAGGGUUGGGUAUUUCAAAUCAGUGCUAUGUAACUAAUUUAUGUGUGUUUAUAAGGACUUAUCGAGGUAUUCAUAUGAUAUUACUUGUCAUUAUUAGACAAUGUUUGUUCAUGUUUUAUCAUAUCUCAUCAUGGUGUAUAAUGUUUUGUCAUGUUUUAUAAUUUAGACAUGAUAGAGAACAACAUCAUAUUUCAGUUAUAACAAUAUAAGAUAUAAGUAUAAUAUUAUAUAAUUAGAGAUCCUCCUUAUAUCUAUAUUUUACAUAGAAAGUAUAACAUAUAUACAAUAAAUUGUCAACAAUGCCUUAUUUCCAUAAAAGUAACAAAAAAGCAGAUGGUCCUGUACAAUAACUAAAUAUUUUCAUAUUUUCAGUGUAAUGUUUUAAUAAUACAAGCCUAUACCAGAAUUAAAUAAAAGAUGUCUUUUCAUUUUUUUUUUCAUAAAAAUGUUCAUGUGAACCACAUUUAUAUAGUUACCAUUUGCAAAAAAGCCUAUGAGUUAUGUAAUAUCUAUUAUUCCAAUAAACCGUUGACCAAACUAAAUAUUCAUAAGAUAUACUGUUCAUGUAUUUUAAAUGAUCAUUGUGCUAAUGAUUUAUAUAUGUAAUCAUGUUUUUAAUUUUAUCAUUUGAUAUACUUUAUAAUUUGUCAUUUUUGUUAUAAAAUUAUGCGACAACAUACAAUUAAAAAUGUCAAAAAUGA
Ruditapes philippinarum (Manila clam) is the source of this 7454-nucleotide messenger RNA. Its product is annotated as A disintegrin and metalloproteinase with thrombospondin motifs 7-like. NCBI's taxonomy places the organism in Eukaryota, Metazoa, Mollusca, Bivalvia, Venerida, Veneridae. The coding region runs from base 458 to 5503 and encodes 1681 amino acids. Gene Ontology annotation, molecular function: metalloendopeptidase activity. Gene Ontology annotation, biological process: proteolysis; extracellular matrix organization. The transcript is spliced from 26 exons. The record is from RefSeq and is a predicted model, not a curated record. Gene Ontology annotation, cellular component: extracellular matrix.